Molecule: messenger RNA, 1803 nt
Organism: Aureobasidium pullulans EXF-150
Lineage: Eukaryota; Fungi; Ascomycota; Dothideomycetes; Dothideales; Saccotheciaceae
Product: putative NADH-ubiquinone oxidoreductase 49 kDa subunit
Exons: 3
Coding region: 43-1452 (469 amino acids)
Biological process (GO): mitochondrial electron transport, NADH to ubiquinone
Molecular function (GO): quinone binding; NADH dehydrogenase (ubiquinone) activity; NAD binding
Source: RefSeq, a predicted model, not a curated record
CGCCCUAAUCCCUCUCCACUCUCCGUCUGCCUAUCCUACACAAUGGCAGCCUCAUUUGCUCGCAUUGCAUCCAGGCGACUCUACCAGCGCCCGGCUCUGCCUCGCCCCUCGACCGCCUUCCGCUCGCUGUCGACCUCUCUUCCCCGUCACUUUGCCGCUCCCGUCGACAACCCCAAUGCCACUCGCCUCAUCCCCGUCGACCCCAACUUCGUUCCCGGUGCCAGCAACGCUGAUAACUCGAACGUCAACCUCGCCAAUGACGCCGAUGAGGACCCCAACCAACGCAAGAUCCGCCACUACACCGUCAACUUCGGUCCUCAGCAUCCCGCCGCUCACGGUGUCUUGCGUCUGAUUCUCGAGCUCAAUGGUGAAGAGAUUAUCCGCGCAGACCCUCACGUCGGUCUGUUGCACCGUGGUACCGAGAAAUUGAUCGAGUACAAGACAUACCUCCAGGCCCUGCCCUACUUUGAUCGUCUCGACUACGUUUCCAUGAUGACCAACGAGCAAUGUUUCUCUCUGGCUGUUGAGAAGCUGCUCAACAUUGAGGUUCCUGAGCGUGCCAAGUGGAUCCGUACCCUGUUCGGCGAGAUCACCCGUAUCUUGAACCACCUCAUGUCUAUCCUCUCCCACGCCAUGGAUGUUGGUGCCCUGACUCCUUUCCUGUGGGGUUUCGAGGAGCGUGAGAAGCUCAUGGAGUUCUACGAGCGUGUGUCUGGUGCUCGUCUUCACGCUGCUUACGUUCGUCCCGGUGGUGUUUCCCAGGAUCUUCCCGUUGGUAUCCUUGACGACAUCUACCAAUGGGCCACUCAAUUCGGUGACCGCAUUGACGAGACUGAGGAGCUGUUGACCGAUAACCGUAUCUGGAAGGGCCGUACCCAGGGUGUUGGUGUUGUUUCUGCUGCCGAUGCUCUCAACUACUCUUUCACUGGUGUCAUGCUUCGUGGAUCUGGUGUCCCAUGGGAUGUUCGCAAGUCUCAGCCUUACGAUGCUUACGACCAGGUUGAGUUCGAUGUCCCCGUCGGUGUCAACGGUGACUGCUACGACCGCUACCUCUGCCGCAUGGAGGAGUUCCGUCAGUCCCUCCGCAUCAUCUUCCAGUGCUUGAACAAGAUUACUCCUGGACCCAUCAAGGUUGAGGACUACAAGAUUGCACCUCCCCCGCGUGCUGCCAUGAAGGAGAAUAUGGAGGCUCUCAUUCACCACUUCUUGCUUUACAGCAAGGGUUACACCGUUCCCCCUGGUGAGACCUACUCUGCCAUCGAGGCCCCCAAGGGUGAGAUGGGUGUCUUCGUCGUCUCGGACGGUUCCGAGAGACCCUACAGAUGCAAGAUUCGCGCUCCCGGCUUCGCCCACUUGGGAUGCUUCGACCAGAUCUCUAGAGGACACUUGCUCGCCGACGCUGUAGCAAUCAUCGGCACUAUGGAUUUAGUAUUCGGAGAGGUCGACCGAUAGACGCCAAAGAUUCAGUGCGUUGUAAAUAUGGGGCGUUUUUAUAUCAACUUUUUUUUCUCGUCGGAAUGGUUCAACGGCAUUAUGUAUUUUACUUUAGACAAGUAAACUCGAUCCUUUUCUUUUGUAAUCAUUGCAUUGCACUCGUUCUGCUACAAAAACCUUUGUUCUGUGGUUGGCGAGAUGUGUAGAGGGUUGCAAGCCGAGGAACGCCCGACCCCCGACGUUGAGCACCUACUCUGAAUCAACCAACUUGUCCAAGAUCAUGGACACUCUGCCAUUAUGAAUAUCAAAUCGGCUGGCUUGUGUCCUGGAGAGAUUCGGUAAGAAUGGCUCAUAUGGGUUAUUUCAGGG